AUGCACUUCACUACCUCUGUGGCUAUCCUUGCCGUCGCCGCUGGUGUCCAGGCUGCUAAGCGCGCCGAGCCCCCCGUGCACGAGCGGGUCGCUCGUGCCGCCGGUGGCACUGCUGCCGGAACUGGCGCCCAGACCGGCUCCCACCCCAUCAACACCGGCGUGCCACUGCAAACCGGUACUGGCAGCAACGGUACCGCUGUUACCUCUACCCCCGUCGUGAGCACUCCCCUCUCGACCCCCUCCGGCAGCCGCAGCUCUAGCGCUGCCCACGGCCCCAGCAGCUCUGGCUCCACCUCUGGAUCCGGCUCCGGCAGCUCUGGAUCCGGCUCCGGCAGCUCUGGCUCCGGCAGCUCCGGUAGCUCUGGCUCUGGCAGCUCCGGCAACACCCCUGCCUCUCCCAGCUCCACUGGCUUCAGCCCCACCAACGCUGGCUCUAACGUCAGCCCAAUGGGCGUUGCCGGCGCUGUUGUCGGCGGUGCUGCCUAUGGUCUUAUGCUCCUCGCAUAA
Molecule: messenger RNA, 507 nt
Organism: Penicillium verhagenii
Lineage: Eukaryota; Fungi; Ascomycota; Eurotiomycetes; Eurotiales; Aspergillaceae
Exons: 1
Coding region: 1-507 (168 amino acids)
Source: RefSeq, a predicted model, not a curated record